CCCAGCACCAUGAGGGUCCCUGCAGCUGCCAUGGCUGUUCUGCUCCUUGUGGCCAUCUGCUCCCUGGCUCAGGCUGAUCUCAGAGUCUCCUGGAUUGCUUCACCUUACGAGAAUAAUGCCAGAAACACCCCCUGCUGCUACUCCUACAUUUCACGCCCCGUUGCACGCCGAGUGAUCGUCUCUGCCUACCUGACCAGGGAAAACUGCCCAAUGCCAGCUGUGGUCUUGAUCACCAGGAAGGGGACGCAGCUGUGUGCAGACCCCAGAGCUAACUGGGUGCAGAAAUACCUGGAGGACUUGAUGUUUUGGCAGUACUGACUCCUCCCUGCUGCUGCUCCAGGGCAGUGGGCUCAGCCCCCACCACGAGACUGCAAUAAGACUGCUUGAGCUGCAUCCUUCUUCAAAGGAAAAAUUUAUUACAAUUGCCAUACACUUGUUUAACUAAAUUUUGCUUGCAUAAACGCUUGGAUAAAAUGUUUGGCUUGUCAUAUC
This is a messenger RNA of Passer montanus (Eurasian tree sparrow), 492 nucleotides long. Its product is annotated as C-C motif chemokine 5-like. Gene Ontology annotation, molecular function: chemokine activity; CCR chemokine receptor binding. The transcript is spliced from 3 exons. The coding region runs from base 10 to 318 and encodes 102 amino acids. NCBI's taxonomy places the organism in Eukaryota, Metazoa, Chordata, Aves, Passeriformes, Passeridae. The record is from RefSeq and is a predicted model, not a curated record. Gene Ontology annotation, biological process: cellular response to interleukin-1; cellular response to type II interferon; positive regulation of ERK1 and ERK2 cascade. Gene Ontology annotation, cellular component: extracellular region.